AUGGCUCGCGUCGAGCGCAUCGUAUUUCUUUCGCUUGUCUUGGACCUCUUUGCGUUCACCAUCCCGCUUCCCCUCUUCCCUCGCAUCAUCGAGUGGUACACCAAGAGAGAGUCAUCGGACGCAAAUGGCUUUCUCUCGCGUACCCUUGGCUUCGUGUCUGCCACUAGAUCCUUAUUCUACGCGGCAUCCGGCCAGCACUCACAGAAAUGGGACGUGGUCCUGCUUGGAGGUAUGAUGGGCUCUGUCUUCUCCACCCUUCAAUUCAUCGUAUCACCCAUCAUUGGCUCGCUUUCUGACAAGUAUGGGCGGAAGCGUAUCCUUCUACUCACAAUGGUCGGCAAUAUACUCUCUGCCGCCGUCUGGGUGAAGAGCACCACAUUCGCCACCUAUAUGCUGUCGCGUGUAAUUGGUGGCCUCAGCGAAGGCAAUGUCCAGUUGGCGAUCGCCAUCCUCUCCGACAUAACCACUUUAGACAACCGCUCGAAAGCUCUUGCUCACGUCGGCAUAGCAUUUGCCAUUUGCUUCAUCAUCGGUCCACCCAUCGGCGCAUAUUUUGCAUCACGCCCAGUCGCUCUCGGACAGUCUCUGGGCAUAGAACUCAAUGUCUAUGCCGCGCCGGCGCUCCUGACGUUCGUUCUGCUUGUUGCGGAGACCGUGUUCCUACUCGUCGCCCUUCCCGAGACGCGCGGCAAGGCGGCCAUUUCAGAGAAGUCUGGUGUCCAAACCAAUGCGGUUCACGGUCACAUGGCGAACGGGAAGACCGCGUCUAAGACCAGUUCGCGCGCGAAUACGGUCGAGAAGCGCAUCCAGCUGCUAAGAAGUCUACAACGCCUACACUUUCUCUUCUUGGGUGUGUUCUCUGGUGCGGAGUUCACCCUGACAUUCCUGACGUUUGAUCUCUUUGAUUGGAAUAACACGCAGAACGGCAAGCUCAUCGGCUCAAUUGGUAUCAUCAGCGCGUUGCUCCAGGGCGGUUAUGUCCGGCGCUCGCUUACCCGGGUAGGCGAGUUGAACAUGGCGAGGCAUGGUGUGCUCUCCUGCGCGCUCGGUCUCGUCGCGCUCUCCGCUCUAUCCUCGGCGGCGCCUCAUACCGCCUUCCGUUUACUGCAACUUGCCGCAGUGUGCCUCGCGUUCACUAGCGCUACGGUCGUAAACAGUCUGACGGCGCAUGCAUCUCUACAAUGCGACGAGGGAGUCGACGCGGACUCGGGCAAACCGACCGAGGCCGUACCUGCUCUUGCAAAGGGCAAGGCGCUGGGCAAAUUCAGGUCGGCGGGGCAACUUGGGCGGGCGAUCGGACCUUUGCUAGCUUGCGGUGCCUACUGGACCUUCGGUCCGGCGAAAACGUACGCUACACUAUCGAUUGUGUCGGAGCAUCGCUUGUAUAAACUCCUUGUAUCGCUCCUUGAGACAUGCCUGGGGUAUCUUCGGUUUCCAAUUAACAAGGGUCUGGGGAUAAUGUUCUAG
Messenger RNA from Peniophora sp. CBMAI 1063, 1467 nucleotides. The record is from the annotation of a GenBank genome assembly. Lineage: Eukaryota; Fungi; Basidiomycota; Agaricomycetes; Russulales; Peniophoraceae.